Molecule: messenger RNA, 372 nt
Organism: Rhipicephalus sanguineus (brown dog tick)
Lineage: Eukaryota; Metazoa; Arthropoda; Arachnida; Ixodida; Ixodidae
Exons: 2
Coding region: 1-372 (123 amino acids)
Source: RefSeq, a predicted model, not a curated record
AUGAACAGGGUUUCCCGAUACCUGGAGGACCGCGACAUUUACCCCCACAAUAUGAUCGGCUUCAGGCCGGGCCUCUCGAUGCAAGACGCCGUGAAGCUCAUCAAAGACCAAGUCAUCGAUCGCAACAAAAGAGACGUAAGAGCAAUACUGGGACUGGACUUGGAGAGGGCAUUUGACAACAUUCUCCACCACUUCGUGCUGAGUCAGAUCUCGUGUAUCGGGCUUGGCAAGUGCUUCCACGACUACACGAAAUCAUUCCUGACAGACAGAGAAGCUAUUCUCAAAAUGGGCGACCUAGUUUCGGACCCGGUCAGGCUUGGCUUCAGAGGGACGCCACAAGGCCUCGUUAGGAUCUACUUCACAUUCGAAUAG